Messenger RNA from Dryobates pubescens (Downy woodpecker), 392 nucleotides. RefSeq names its product NDUFA4 mitochondrial complex associated like 2 (gene COXFA4L2). The transcript has 4 exons. The record is from RefSeq and is a predicted model, not a curated record. NCBI's taxonomy places the organism in Eukaryota, Metazoa, Chordata, Aves, Piciformes, Picidae. Bases 71 to 334 code for a protein of 87 amino acids.
UGCCCAGGCUCCAUCCUCGCACGGCACUCGGGAACCUGCCACGGCAGCCGGACCUUGCCUGCCCCUCGCCAUGAAGGGUCCCCUGCUCGGAGCUAUGUUCUCCCGGCAUGUCAAGCGGCACCCCGGACUCAUUCCCCUCAUUGGCUUCAUCAGCGUUGGCAUGGGCAGCGCUGUCCUCUACUUGCUGAGGCUGGCCCUGUACAGCCCCGAUGUCAGCUGGGACCGAAAAAAUAAUCCUGAGCCCUGGAAUAAGCUGAGCCCCACGGACCAGUACAAAUUUCUGGCAAUUUCCACUGACUACAAGAACCUCAAGAAGGAACGUCCCAGUUUCUGAGCUGACACACCCCCCCCCCCCAUCCUGAGGAUGUGCAGGGGGAAAUGUGGCCCCCCCC